Messenger RNA from Paramecium pentaurelia, 2370 nucleotides. The record is from the annotation of a GenBank genome assembly. NCBI's taxonomy places the organism in Eukaryota, Ciliophora, Oligohymenophorea, Peniculida, Parameciidae.
AUGCAGUAGCCAAAAUAAUAAUAGUUAUCAGUAUAGGCACAAAAAGAAAGAGGUAGGAUUAUAUUGCAUCUUAGAUCGUUUAAAGGCUUAACGUGAAGGAUAAUUAAAUAAAAAAGAAUAGGCUUUGAAUAAAUUAAGUGAUGAAGAAGUUGUCGCAUAACUUAAAGCUAAAGGGUUAGGUGUAUAUGGAACAAAGCAAGAAAAAUUAGAAAGAUUAAAGAAGGCAAAUGGUAUUGAUAUUGUUAAUCUUUUCAAAGGGAUUGAAGUAAGCAAAUGCGAAUCAGCACCAUAACAAUAACAAGCACCUGUUUUCUAACCACCACAACCUCCAAAAGGCUCUGUGGUUGAUAAUAUAAAAAAAAUGGAAUAAUAAAGGGAGGAACGUAGAAAAAAUAUGUAAGAAAUGAAGAGGGAAAAGGCUGAAAGAGAAGAGUAUAAUUAAAUAUUAGGUAAAAAUGUUGAUAUAGAAUUUGAAUUGAUGAUUGAUAAAAGCAGACUUAAAGGUGGAUUGAUAUAAGAGCAUUAAACAACAUAAAAUAUAAAAUUAUGUGUAUGUGUUAGAAAGAGACCAAUUUUUAAGAAAGAAGAAGUAGCUGGAGAAAUAGAUGCAAUCAGUUGUGCUAAUCCUAUGAUUCGAGUACAUGAAUCAAAAUUAAAAGUAGAUGGUAUUACAAAAUAUGUUGAAAAUCAUGAUUUUUAAUUUGAUAAUACAUUCAGUGAAGUAGAAUAAGGAAAGGAUAUAUAUGAUGUAAGUUUGGCACCAUUAAUGGAAUUGUUAGUCAAUUAAGGAGUAGUCACAUGUUUUGCUUAUGGAUAAACAGGUUCUGGUAAAACAUAUACAAUGAAGAGCAUUCAAGAAUUAUUAGUAAUAGAUCUAUACAAAUUAAUUAAUGCUUCUCCAUAAUUCAAGAUUGUUGUAUCAUUCUUUGAAAUAUAUGGAGGAAAAUGUUAUGAUUUAUUGAAUAAUAAGGCACCUUUAUAAAUAUUAGAAGAUAAAAAUAAUAAUAUUCAAGUUUAAGGACUGAUUGAAAGACCUUGUGAAUCUGAAAAUGAAUUAUUUUAACUUAUGGAACUUGCAAACUCUGUUAGAACUACUCAUGCAACUGUUGCAAAUGAUACAUCAUCAAGAUCUCACUCUAUUUGUCAAAUUAUGAUAAGAUAAGGCUAUGCUGAUAUGGGAAAACUCAUCUUAGUUGAUUUAGCAGGAUCAGAAAGAGCUUAAGAUACUCAAUCGAACAAUCGAUAAAGAAGAUUGGAAGGAGCUGAAAUCAAUAAAAGUCUUUUAGCAUUGAAGGAGUGUAUAAGAGCUAUGGAUUCAAGUUAAGGUCAUGUACCAUUUAGAGCUUCUAAAUUAACUUUAGUUUUGAGAGAUUCAUUCACAGCUAAAUCAAAUAAAUCUAGAAUUAUUAUGAUUGCAUGUAUUAGUCCAGGAAGCUCAUCUGCCGAUCAUUCAUUGAAUACACUUAGAUAUGCUGAUCGAUUAAAAGAUAAAUCAAAUUAAGCUAAAGUAUAAUUGGAAGAACGUGAAGUAUCAAAUGAAGAAUUACUUUACAGACAGCAAUAAUAAUAUGCAUAUGAUAAUAAAUCUUAAGAAAAUAAUAAUAACAAUAAUAAUAAUAACAAUAAUAAUAAUAACAAUAAUAAUAAUAAUAACAAUAAUUACAACAACAACAACAACAAUAAUAAUAAUAAAUAAUCAUAAUAAGAUAAAUAAAAUACUCCUUUAUAAUUACCUAAGAUUAAUGAUACUCGAAAUUAGAAUAAUCAAAAUGCUGCUAAUUUAAAGAAAAACUAAUCUCAAGGACCAGAUAAAGAAAAACCAAAAUCUCAACCUGUUCCACCUAAAUAAUCUAAAAGAAUAAAUUCAGUACAAGAAGAUUCAGAUGAUGAGGUAGCUGCUGAAGAAUUAGUUAACAAAAAAAAUGGAUAAGUUAAAGAAGAUGUUAGAUGUAUGAAAGAAACUAUGAUGAAAAAUGAAUAAAAUAAUGCUAAUGGAAAUGGAAAUGAAUUUUUUGAUUUUCAUGAGAAAGUUAAUACAAUUUUAGAAGAAUAAGAUGAAAUACUAAAUAUUCAUAUGGCUGCUAUAAAAGUAUAAAUAUUUUUUUAUAUAUUAAUAGGAAGAUGCAAAAUUGUUGUAAUAGGAAAGUGAAUUGAUUCAAUCUAUUUAAGGAGUAGGCAUUGUAGAUUAUGAUGUUGAUACAUAUGUGGGAAAUUUGGAAUCAUUUAUACGAAAGAAACUUAAAAUCUAUAAUUUGUUAAACAAGAAAUUGCAAGUGUUUAAGUACUUCCAAAAUAUUAAUUAAUAUUAGGACUCACUUGAAAGAGGAAGAAGAGAUCAGUUCAAAGAUGAAGAAUACAUUCUAUUAUUGA